This is a messenger RNA of Papaver somniferum (opium poppy), 714 nucleotides long. RefSeq lists its product as uncharacterized. The transcript is spliced from 2 exons. Lineage: Eukaryota; Viridiplantae; Streptophyta; Magnoliopsida; Ranunculales; Papaveraceae. The record is from RefSeq and is a predicted model, not a curated record. Bases 1 to 714 code for a protein of 237 amino acids.
AUGUGGAAGGUUACAGUCCUACACCAGUUAUUCUCUACUGCAGAUGUUCAGAAAAUCAUUCGUAUGAAGAUUCCUACAAAUUCUACAGAUAUAUUAAUCUGGACACUCACCCGCAAUGGUAAAUUCAAGGUAAAGUCUGCUUAUAGGAAAUUGGUUGAACUAAAGACCAAUACAGUUACUGCCUAUGAUGCUGAAAUGGCAUCCUUUUGGAAAAAGCUUUGGAGUUUAAAUAUGCUUCGCAGGAUCAAGACUUUCCUAUGGAAGUGUGUACAAGAUAUUAUUCCUUCAAGUGAACGCAUGACAAGAGUGAAGCAUUAUAGUGGUGAUACCUGCAGUAUGUGCCAACAACGUAUAGAGACUACCAAACAUAUUGUUUGGGAAGGCGCAUUUUCCCAGGCUGUAUGGACCUCAAUUCCAGGUGCAAGAAUAAGUAUGGAAGAUGUAAACCAUAGUGUAUCUCAGUGGAUCAGAAGCUGGUUCACAAGCAACUUCUCGAAGUUAGAUAGUUACUGGAUAGUUAAAAUGGCGAAUGCAUGCUGGGAGAUUUGGAAGGAACGUUACAGAAAUUUCUUUGAUGGAAAGAAACCCAAUCCGAUAGAAGUUAUACGCAGUAUACAAUAUCUUAACAACAUGACAGGAAGAAGCAUGAUUAAGAGAAACACUGGUUUGAUGCCUUUGAACGGGGAUGCUGCAUCUAUGAUAGUGGACAUUUAG